CUCUCCUCCUCUCCUUCUCACCCUCUCCAUCCCGCACCCGCCAGCAUGUUCCUCCGAAGAGCCGUGCCAGCUCUAAGCAGGCCUGCUGCCCUCCUCCGCCCCGCCGUCUCCCGCCGCUCCUUUGCCAUCUCCGCCCGCCGCCUGAAAGAUGACUCCCACGCCCACGUCCCGCAGUCCGCGAAGUCGCUAUCGGAAAUGAAGCCGUUUGAAGAGGUCACGUCCGAGGCCGAUCUCCUCCCUCCUGGCGCCGCGCCCGGCACCAUUCCCACCGAUAUUGAGCAAGCGACGGGUCUGGAGCGGUUGGAGAUUUUGGGCAAGAUGCAGGGCGUGGAUAUUUUUGACAUGCGGCCAUUGGACGCCAGUCGCAAGGGUACCCUCGACAACCCGAUCGUGGUCAAGGGCUUCGGCGACGAGCAAUACGUCGGCUGCACCGGCUGUCCCGUCGACUCCCACGUUACCAUCUGGCUCACCAUCUCCCGCGGGCGUCCCGUUGAGCGCUGCCCGGAGUGCGGCUCAGCGUACAAGUUGGAGUAUGUCGGCCCCGUAGACGACGGCCAUCAUGACCAUCAUGAACACCCGGAAGGAUACGGAGAGCACCACCCCGAUCUGGGCGAGCCGAAGACGAUUGCCGAUUUCAUUCGACCGGAGUAUAGAUAGGUGUGCACAGUCGCACGGAUGAAGUGGAGCUGUGCAAGGCGAGCGAGGGUGUUGUAGAUAUACAAAUCCAU
Molecule: messenger RNA, 728 nt
Organism: Neohortaea acidophila
Lineage: Eukaryota; Fungi; Ascomycota; Dothideomycetes; Mycosphaerellales; Teratosphaeriaceae
Product: cytochrome c oxidase subunit VB-domain-containing protein
Exons: 4
Coding region: 46-657 (203 amino acids)
Biological process (GO): mitochondrial electron transport, cytochrome c to oxygen
Cellular component (GO): mitochondrial envelope
Source: RefSeq, a predicted model, not a curated record